Messenger RNA from Beta vulgaris subsp. vulgaris (sugar beet), 1990 nucleotides. RefSeq names its product anaphase-promoting complex subunit 7. The coding region runs from base 113 to 1798 and encodes 561 amino acids. The transcript has 18 exons. Gene Ontology annotation, biological process: cell division. Gene Ontology annotation, molecular function: protein binding. Lineage: Eukaryota; Viridiplantae; Streptophyta; Magnoliopsida; Caryophyllales; Amaranthaceae. The record is from RefSeq and is a predicted model, not a curated record.
GGUAUACUUUCUCCUAGAAGUUAGGUGUAAUUCAAAUUUAAGUCCUCAAGUAAAACUCACUUCCCCAGUUCAGAAGUCUUCUCGUUGUUCUAUCAUCAGUCAUCUCUCUCUCAUGGAUGCGCCAAAGGACCAUAUGUCCACACUAAUCGACCACGGUCUCUACAAUUCGGCUCAACUUCUUGGUCAUUUUCUUGUUUCUUCGUCAUCAGUAAAUUCUGAAACUAAUUUAAAUGUCAAGGCCGAGAAUUUGCUUCUUCUAGGGGACACACUAUUUCGGGAAAGGGAAUAUCGGAGAGCAAUUAAUACAUACAAACAAGCGUUGCAACAUCACAAGAUUGUCCCCAAGCAAAAUGCUUCUAUCCUAAGAAGCUCUUUAUCUACACCAAAUAGGUCUUCUUCUCCAAGUCCUCUUAGUAUUAUAGUAUUCAAUGAGAAUGAGGUCAAAUUCAAAAUAGCAUCUUGUCAUGCUGCAUUGAAUGAGAACAAAGUUGCACUUUUGGAGAUGGAGGGAAUUCCUAAUAAGUCAAGAAACUUGGCGAUGCAUCUGAUGACGGGAAAGCUUUAUCGAAAUACUAGACACACUCGUGCAGCUGUUGCUUGUUAUAAAGAAUGUUUGAGGCAUUGUCCUUAUUUCCUUGAAGCCAUAUCUGCUUUGGCUGAGCUUGGAGCUUCUGCCAAGGAGAUUAUCUCUUUGCUUCCUCAGACACCAAGUAGAAGUGGGAGACUUCUCUCUGAUCAACUUGAAUCUGGUCGAUGGCUGCAGCGUUAUGUUGAGGCUCAGUGUUGCAUUGCUUCAAAUGACUAUAAAGGUGGCUUGGAAAUAUAUUCAGAAAUUCUGCAAAGAUUCCCAAAUAAUGUCCAUAUAUUACUUGAAAUUGCAAAGGUUGAGGCCAUACUUGGAAAGAAUGAUGAAGCUAUAUUGAAUUUUGAAAAGGUUCGCUCUGUGGAUCCUUAUGUAGUUACUUACAUGGAUGAGUAUGCAAUGCUUCUGAAGAAUAAGUCUGAAUAUCCAAAGCUAAACAAGUUGGUGCAUGACUUGUUGAACAUUGAUGCCACUAGACCAGAAGUUUUCGUUGCCUUGUCAGUGUUGUGGGAAAGGAAAGAUGAGAGAGGGGCUCUAUCGUAUGCCGAGAAGAGUAUUCAAAUUGAUGAAAGGCAUGUAUCAGGUUACAUCAUGAAGGGCAGCUUACUUUUAUCGUUGAAUCGGCCUGACGCAGCAGCUGUUGCAUUCAGAAAUGCACAGGAGUUGAAAGCCGAUCUGCGGUCUUAUCAAGGUUUGGUUCAUUCUUACUUGGCAAUUUCUAAGGUUAAAGAGGCUUUAUAUAUUGCAAGAGAGGCAAUGAAGACAAUGCCACAAUCUGCAAAGGCUUUAAAGUUAGUUGGAGAUGUUCAUGCCAAAAGCUCCAGUGGGAGAGAGAAGGCAAAAAAGUUUUAUGAGUCUGCUCUCAGACUGGAACCUGGUUAUCUUGGGGCUGCAUUAGCACUUGCUGAACUUCAUGUUGUGGAGGGUCGAAAUGGUGAUGCUGUUUCUCUUCUUGAGAGAUACCUCAAAGAUUGGGCAGAUGAUUCUCUCCAUGUGAAGCUUGCUCAAGUAUUUGCUGCCACGAACAUGUUACAAGAAGCACUGUCUCAUUAUCAGGCUGCAUUGAGAAUAAACCCUCAAAGUGAAGCUGCAAAGAAGGGGUUGGAGCGUUUGGAGAAGCAGAUGAAGGGAGUUGAUCCGGAUGCACCUGAGGAAGAUGAAGACAAUGAGGUUGAUGAUGUGGAGGGAGACCAGGAAGAAACUGAGCUUUUGUGAAAUACGUAAGCCGUUGCAGUAUUUUUGGUCACACUGCAUUAAUAUUUCCCAGGUUGUGUAUCAUAUACAUACAUAGCAAGGUUUGUAUUUCCUAGAACGUGUACCAUAUCUUUGUUGUAACUUGUAACUUUUGUUUCUGGGUUAUUUACCAAGUUGCUAUGGAACACAUGAGUUGGUGUUUUUGCAUGUAAA